Messenger RNA from Drosophila yakuba, 11113 nucleotides. It is a transcript of the gene Or45a, whose product is annotated as odorant receptor 45a. NCBI's taxonomy places the organism in Eukaryota, Metazoa, Arthropoda, Insecta, Diptera, Drosophilidae. The transcript has 2 exons. The record is from RefSeq and is a predicted model, not a curated record. Gene Ontology annotation, molecular function: odorant binding; olfactory receptor activity. The coding region runs from base 5899 to 7044 and encodes 381 amino acids. Gene Ontology annotation, cellular component: plasma membrane. Gene Ontology annotation, biological process: sensory perception of smell; detection of chemical stimulus involved in sensory perception of smell.
AUGCUGGCCAGAGAGAGUGUAUUAAAAUCAAUUAGAGAUUCGGUCGAAACGUGCACUCAGGUAAACGAUGCUUAACUGCCAGGGUAUCUAAUCUGAUUUUAAUUAAGCUGAUAGUCUGCUCUUUGCAGGCGCACUGCAAUCCGGCACUGCAAAAAUCUAUGCAUAAAUGUAUGUACGUAUCACAUAUCAAAUAAUUCAAUACAACAAAAUAUAUAUUAUUACAGCGGAAAACGAUUAAAAUUGAUACCAUAUUUAGCAUGCAUAUUUGAAGCUUCCUUGGUUUUUUUCUGAACACUAUACUCGUAUAUGCCCGCAAUUAAUUUUCACCAAACCCGUUUUUUACCCCGGUGUAAUGUCACCCACUGUCCAGUAGCUAGGGUUUGUAAUAUUCCGCCGCCAUCCUGGAGCAUGGCAUAUGGUCAAUUAUUACACACAAAACAUUUAUUAUUAAUGAGCAGGCCAGAGGGACGAGGGGAGGGUAGACACCAUCGCCGCAAGUCGAUUAGACCAAUUAGUGUGCGUAUUGACAAUUGCGGACAUUGCAAUUAAUUAAUCCAAAUGUAAAUGUCCAGUGCAAAUGCAUGAGCACUCGUCGAUGACUGGUCUAUAUAUGGCCAAUCUGGAACCACUAAUUGCGAUCUCUCCGCCCUCGAACACUCGCUUUGAUGUCAUAAUGGCCACCGAUGAUGAGUGACCUCUUUGGGUGGUCCUAAGCUGCCGCCUUUCCUGGCCGGUUGGUAGUGGGGUUGGUUGGUAGUGCUCGGAACACACGAUUGACACAGUUAUUAAAAACGACAUGUAGAAUUGGCAGUCAGGCAUGCGGGCAACGACAUCUCCGUCGACAUACUUAGGCGCAUAGUUUGACAGAGCCGAGAAAAGAGUGGGCCGCCCACCAAGCUAACUUGGCUGACGGGCGUGCAAAGUGGCCAACAGCAGGGUGCCAGGGCCCUCGUCGAUGUCGAUGUCGUUGUCGAUGUCGAGAUGGCAUGCCAGUGGCACUCAAAACGGAAAAGGAAACAUUCCCCGGGAUUUCAUCGGAACAACAGGGGGGAAGCGUUAAGGAAUUCAAUUAGGCAGAUGAGUGGCCAUAUGAAUGUGGGCGUAAGAGUGUGUGCCACCCGUUGCAAAAGUGCUGGCCAAGUCAAAGGCGAAAGUCAGAGACAUCUGACACUUCACAUGCUCGGAUGAGGGUGCCUUAUUGGCCUCAAGUUGUGACUAAGCUGAUGUUGCUGAUCCCAGAGAUGAGUUCCAAGGGCUUAGGGCAUAACUUUUCAAUACGCCCCCAGUGCCAUCGAACGAGGGAUAAAAGUUAGCAGUUAUUCAGCUUUCUCCUUCAAUGCAAUAACACUUGGGCUCUUAUAAUGCUCGCUUAGGUGCAUUUCCUCGAAAUUCCAUCACAGAUAAUCGAUAAUCGUCUGUUAUAAUGAAAAACAAAGUUCUAAACUCUAACAUCAUCUUCAAUUGUCAAAUCCUUGCAUCGACCGCUUCAUCGUCUAUUUCCACUACGAUGCAAACAAACCAAAUAUUAUUCAUGAUAUGGCUGCUUCUAGCGGGUGUGCUUUUCUGCAGUUUUGCGCUCGUUUAUCAUUCAUGUUUCUGCAGCGAGACUUUGUUCCUCGACUCUGUUUGCUCAGCAAAUGUUGUGGUGGAGUUCCAGCGGGCUUUGUGUGGGAGGUUCCACGGAAGGCCGGCUGGGAGGCGUCGCCGUGGCUCGAACUCAGCUCAACUGAAGCGUUUUAAUUGCUGCAUAAAUAUUGGCUUAAAAUUAGCUCAUUGUGCGCUGGAUAGCGUUCAGCUCAAGCUGAGAUUCAAACCAAACUCUAUCGUGUGCGUAUAUAGAUAUCCGAGUUUCCGGGGCUGUGUGUGUCUUGCUAUAGUCAAUUACCACAUAUUUGUCUAUAAUUAAUAAGCUUCCCACGGGGCCUCAGAUUUGUCCCGCUGCAGCUAAGGCUUUAAGCAAACAGCAAUCACUUCUAGCGAGUCUCCCGUCGUCUACAAAGUUUUCUUUAUUCAAUUUGGUAGUUUAUACUGGAGUUCCCCCUUUCAGAACUUCUGACGCAACUCUUGCAGUUGAACAACCAUCGCAGUACGUUCGAUUUUCGUUCGUUUAUUUAUUAAUGCCGUUUGCUGCACAAUCCGCUCAAUUUUCCCCUCCGCAGGUAAUAGCUUUGUGUUUGCCCCUGUCUACUUUUUACGUUUAAAUUAAUUUGAGCAGUACGAAAAGAGUGCAUAGCUUUUCACGUAUGCAUCGUGAUAGCAUGUGUGGUAAUGCCAGUUCACGUACAAAAUGUAACAUGCGAAACCACUUUAAAAACCGAAAACCACGAAAAUUGCAUGGUUGCCCCCAGAAUUUGUGCAAAUUUCGAGUAUUCGGGUUAUGUACUUAUGUACGCACACACAUUAUAGAUUUAAAAACUAACCAAAAAUGAGUUUUCCCUCUUCAUUCACAUUGUGCUAAAUUCGCAUGAUACAUUUCGUUUAUCCUUUUGAAAAUGCUUCUACGAUAUUUACCAAUAUAACCUACUGUUCAUGAACACAGCAAUGGAUAUGCAAAUCUUUAGGAAUGUAUCACUUUAAGGACCUUCACACGCUUUUUUACGUUUCCCUUUUCGAAAUGUGCUGCAUCUGCUUGGAAUGCAACAUUCACGCCCUCCAUCCAUCCGCCUCCCACUUGGGCAUCAAUCAAGACGAUACUCUUCCUUCGUUAGAGGAGCUUUCUUCGACACUUUUGAGAGGUUCGUGCUGCAAGGACACGCUAAACGUAUGCAAAUCAUUAUGUUAAUCGGGUACCAUCAAAUUUUUUGGCGUCAUUCAUCACACUGAGCCACACUUUGCACUUGGUAAUAGCAGUUGCUCACUCCUCCACUUCUCACACCUUCUUUCCAUCGUUUUUUCACCCCUUUCCCUUUCCUUCCUAGUAGUAACCACCCUCCGAACCCCUUCCCUACCCGUUCCCUCCAUCCUUCUGGACCACUGCGUGCUUUGCUCUUGCUGCUGCUUAACGCCCGCGUGGCUAAGCCAAAAUUUACACAGGCACAGCGAGUUUGGUCGCUGAGGAUGCUUGGUAAUGCUGAAAUUUGCACAUUUCCGAGCUCGCACACAUGCAGUGAGAGGCAUACACACACACACACACACACAUGUACUAGCAGGAGCAUAAGUAAACAAGUUUAGUAUAAUCAACGGUUGGCUGCCUGCCGGGCUAUACAAAAAAGUGUUGCACAUCCGCUUACAAAACCCACACCCGCAGCGAGGCCAAACCCCCUUGAACAUGUAGAUGACGUAGUAUAGUACGUAGUAUAUGUUUUUAUUAGCAUGCUUUGUAUGCCCUGUACGCUGUCAGGCUCCCGAGCAAAUGGGGGCUGCAUUUAUCAGUGGGAUGCGAGCAGGGAGCCGGGGUUUCGGAGGGAUUCACCUGUCUCACGGCGCUCGUAAAACCACAUUACCUGUGAUUUCCGAACACAGGAUGGCUUGUUCAUCAGCGCUGCAGUCGAGCAGGAGCAGGAUAUCUGGCAGUGGCCCUUUGGCGCCUUUGUGCCACGUUCAUUGAAUGUUUUUCUAUUAAUUUUUUAUUGAAUGAUGCUUUUUCCCCGCCCAGCAUACUUCCACGCAGGAUGGGAGUGGCUCAUUCCCUGCGGCGGCAUGCUAACUUUAUUCAAUUCCUUCGCUGCUCAUGUGGAACAACACACACUCGAUGUACCUGAACCUGUCUCUCUCUAACUGCAUCCUGUCCUCCCUUUCUUCCUUAGUUCAUUCUCUAUUUUCAGCCGGACAAGAGAAGCUGUGUAAUGUGGCUGAAAAAUUGCUAGUACUCAGGACGCAUCCUAGUUGAAGGAAUAUGCAUUAAGUGCACCGCAGACACAGAUACCCUUGAAUGGGUUUGAGUAACAAAUUUUAUGUAAGGAUUCAGGAUUCCAGAUGUGAAACAUGAAAACUAUAAAUUAAAAAGCUAAUAUGUCACGGUUAGUAAGUCACAAUCAUUUUAUCUUAUCUAUAGGGCUUGUGUUCAAAUAAACAACCUAAUGAUAAACAGCAAAUUGGAUCAAGAGCUCGUAUUGAGUAAAAGGUUUUCCCUAUGGCAUCUUUGGUAAUCCCCCAACUCCAUACACCCUAUCUAUACCCCUGAACUCCCGCUGAUAGGGCAACAAAUGAGCAACAUGAUGUGAAACAUUUUGCUAGUUCCUUAAACUGAACAAAAGAAGGCGAGAUGGGGGCAAGUGGGGUCUUCUGGCAGGAAAGAGCUCGGCAAGCUGGUUAAGCCUGGCAUGCCACUCCAUUUGGAAGACGGGUUUUUUACGGUUCGCCACAAGCUCAUAAAAAACCUCCAAAAUGGGUGACACACAAAGGAGUCGCACAUGCACACGCACACACAUACACACAGACACACCUUCACUUACAUGAAGGCAAUGAAAUAAACAAAGCCGCAAAAGACACAAGAACCUCAGCGGAGCGAGAGGGACGGGCACAUGGUGUGCAAGAGAGAGGGAGAUGCUUGAAGAGAAAGAGACAGAUGGUAAGCAAAUUGUUGAGGAGUCCAAAAGUCGGACCGACGUCAAAAUUAUCGAGCAGCAGGUGUGUUCUUCUUCUCCGUUUUCCUCAUUUUCAUUUUUUUCCAUUCUCGCUCUCAUUCCAGUCCUCUCUUUCGCGCACCCUGACCCUCUCUUUCGCACACAGCCGCUGGCAUUAUUGCUUUUGUGGCUUUUCGGUAAAUAUUUUGCAUAAAAUAUCAAUUUCAUAUGCAAACGGGCGAACAUGUGAAAACGUGCGACUGCAAUGACUACUCAGACUCAAUGAAAUUUAAAUAAAAAACUGCAAGUGUAAAUUCAAUUAAUUACUGAACAUGUUUUCCGACCAUCACUCUUUGUUUUCACAACUUGCCAGAGGCCAACAUAGCCUGCUCUAAAUAACGUUGCAUAGCUUUUGUAGCCGCAACUUUGAACAAGUCGGUGAGGUGCCGUCAGCUACAAAUAUCCUUCGGAUGGGAGGGGAGAAUGCAAAUGACGGUUAUUAAAAUUCCAGGAAAAGGUCUUUAUUUGGCUUACCCACUUGAGAUUAAUUGAGAGCAGUUGAGGUGACAUUAAGCCGGACCCAAAAACAAAGAACCCAAAAGGCAAAUCGGAAAAAAUGGUUGGAGAUAAUAUGGUCUGGCAAAUGGCUAUUUCACUCGAUUUGGCCUAGUCCCGGCGAUAAAUUUCGAAAGCAGAUUUACUUGUUGAUUUCCAACGUAAUUCAAUUACUCGCGAAUAAAGUGCGGACAAAAAGGGGCCCAAAGGUCAAACAAAUUGGGGAAAAAGGCUUUUUGCGAGCCCAAAAAUUAAUUUUAUUUUGGUGUAUUCACAGUGCAUUUUGACGCCAACUUUUUGGGCACAAAAUACACAAAUUUUAAAGCAAUUUUAAAAAUGACGGACAUGAGAGAAAAUUUGCUUUCGUUUCGGUCUAACCCCUUUGGUAGAAAUGUCAAGGCUACUGAAAAAAUAUGUCUAUCACAAAUUGUCUCUAAUCAUAACCCUUGCGGUCAUAGGAAGACAUACAGUUAUUCAGGCAGGCAUUUAAAUAUUAAAGUGAAAAUAAAUAGAUAGAUAGCCAAAUAUCAUGUAAACAAAUAGGUAAACAACAUGUCGCACUUCACCCCCCGACGUUUUUCUUGUUUUGGGUAUUUAUUUGUUAAUACGAUAUUUACGCCCCCAAAUGGAAAUGGGAAAAUUUCCAAUCAAAACAGCAAUGCUAGGGGCAGUAGUGCUAGUGGUAACCGUGUCACGUACCCUGUUAACGGAUGAAAUAAAUAUUUCAGGCACAAUUUCAGGGGCGGCAACGGCAUCCACUUAGCUCGACCCUACGUUUUGUACCCCAGUUGCUUCUAUAAAAGUUUGUGCAACAACGAGACUCCGUUGAAAGCCCAACAUGGACUCCAGCUACUUUGCCGUCCAGAGAAGAGCUCUGGAAAUUGUUGGAUUCAAUCCCAGUACUCCGCAACUGAGUCUAAAACAUCCCCUUUGGGCCGGGAUACUUGUCCUGUCCCUGGUUUCCCACAACUGGCCCAUGGCAGUCUAUGCCCUGCAGGAUCUCUCCGAUCUGACCCGCCUCACGGACAACUUUGCGGUGUUCAUGCAAGGAUCUCAGAGUACCUUCAAGUUCCUGGUCAUGGUGGCGAAACGAAGGCGCAUUGGGUCGCUGAUUCACCGAUUGCACAAGCUAAACCAGGCGGAAAGUGCCACGCCCAAGCACCUGGAGAAGAUCGAGAGGGAAAACCAACUGGAUAGGUAUGUCUCCAGGUCCUUUAGAAAUGCCGCCUACGGAGUGAUUUGUGCCUCAGCCAUAGCGCCCAUGUUGCUGGGCCUGUGGGGAUAUGUGGAGACGGGUGUAUUUACCCCGACCACACCCAUGGAGUUCAAUUUCUGGCUGGAUGAGCGAAACCCCCAUUUCUAUUGGCCCAUCUACGUUUGGGGCGUUCUGGGCGUGGCAGCUGCCGCCUGGUUGGCCAUUGCAACGGACACCCUGUUCUCCUGGCUGAUUCACAAUGUGGUAAUUCAAUACCAGCUGCUGGAGCUGGUUCUAGAAGAGAAGGAUCUUAGUGGAGGAGACUCUCGCCUGACUGAAUGUAUUCGCCGUCAUCGUUUAGCUCUUGAUUUGGCCAAGGAAUUAAGUUCGAUUUUCGCGGAGAUCGUCUUCGUUAAAUACAUGCUCAGUUAUCUGCAACUCUGCAUGCUGGCCUUUCGCUUCAGCCGCAGUGGCUGGAGUGCCCAGGUGCCAUUUAGAGCCACCUUUCUGGUGGCCAUCAUCAUCCAACUAAGUUCGUAUUGUUAUGGAGGCGAAUAUCUCAAGCAGCAAAGCUUGGGAAUUGCGCAGGCAGUUUAUGGUAACAGCAAUUGGCCAAAAAUGACCCCGAAGAACAGAAGACUCUGGCAAAUGGUGAUCAUGAGGGCCCAGCGACCCGCCAAGAUAUUCGGAUUCAUGUUUGAUGUGGACCUACCACUGCUGCUUUGGGUCAUCAGAACGGCGGGCUCAUUCUUGGCACUGCUAAGGACUUUUGAGCGUUCCCCCACUUAAUGAUUAAGCCAUCAAAGCCAUUAAAUCGAGGCCUAAGAAAAGGCUUUGGCCGGAAAACACAAAUUACCAAAUUAUUGUAAUGGUUUCCUUUGAAAAAAAGAACUAUAAUCGUAAGCAACCGAGUACAUUUACUUGGAUAUGCUUAUAGGUAAGCGAAGACUUCCACAACAGCCAACUCCACUUGCCACUUGGACGAGCGUGAUUUGCAGGACUCGCUGCCUGCCACGAAGGGAUCUUCUGCCCCAGGUUGAUGCCACUGCAGGCAUAUGAGCAUAUGAAGGAGGAGCAUAUGAAAGAGCAUAUGAAAUUCAUGAGCGCAUUCCGCAAAGGCAGCUGGCGCAACCAGCUCAUGCGUGUGGCCAUGAUGUCAGUCGGGCGGACAGGGAUGUGUGUAGGAGUAUGUGAAUAUGGGUACACGUAUAUAGAUGUGUACGCCAGGCAGUCGGAGUCGGAAUUUGUUAGCUGAAAGUAUGCAACAGCAAGGCAGCACAAGGAGCAGCAUCGCUCAGGUGGGGAACAAGUUGCUGAAAAAUAGCUACUCGAACUAUGUGCACCAUGCUGCUUGCCAGCCAAAGGCCCCGGGCUCCUUUUCGACUCAGCCGGUUCUUGAGCUAGUUUCGGGGCUCGGGUUCAGGAUCAGGAUCAGGAUCAGGUGGAAUGCGGACCUAAGAACCCUGCCCUUAUCCUUCGUGAGUUGCGGAAUGUUGCCUGCUACGGAAUUUCUGGCUUGCUGCUGCCGAGAUUUGAAUUCAGUCGGAGGCCAAGUCGCUCGGACGGAAUUUGUUUUAUUAAAUUUUGCAACUCGGUAUUUUGCACAUGCAAUGGACUCAGUACUCUCGCCCUCUGUGUUACCAAAAAGCUAUGACAAAUUGUGCGGGCGUGGAAGCAGGCGCCUCGGAUUAUGUAACAAAUUACGACAGCGCUAUUGCGGGCAUAAUUAAUUUUUGUCUCUGACAUUUGAUUUAUUGGUCUGCGUUGGUCAGCAUCUUUGGCUUGACUCCGAAAAACAAAUGAGCAGCGAUUAAUAAGCGGAAAUCGCUCCUGGCCAUUACGCACCUGCGGCACAAACAGCCAGCGAAUUCGAGCAUUAACCUGGCAGCUAGCCAUCGCAGGGGAUAUAACUUUACAGCAAAUUGUGGCCAAGAUAAGAGGGCCAGGCCAGCACAAGCUGGCUGAAAAUAGUGGCGAAAAAAAGCACCAUUUUAUGUGUAUUAAAAAUGUGAACAAAAACGACGAGGAGCGGAGCACAGAUUUUGUUUGCGGUUCGUUGAGCACACAAUAAUUCCAUCAGCAUCAGUAGCAGCAGCAGGAGAAGUGGGCGUGGCUGGCGGCAGUGGGCGGGGAGGUUGGUGGGGAAGAGAUAAAAGUGCUGGCAGCACUUUCGCUGCACUGAUGUUUUUGCAGUUGUUGUGGUGUAUUGUGUGGUUAGUACCACGGGGCGAAUGGUUAAUAAUCGAACAAAAAGGUCCUUAAAGCUGUCGCGCAGUGAGCAAACAUUUAUGCAAAGUAAAUUGAUAUGCAAACUACAAAUUCGAAUGGCAAUUCAACUUAAAUGUCCUAAUGCAGUUUUAUCUUUGUAAAAAAGAUGGCCAGCUGUUAGAUUCCCGCAAGCAUUACCCCCGGGAUUAUGGUUUACAUUUAACCAAAAAUCCCAAAGUUUCGCAGCAAAAUUGAUAUUCCAAUUUCUAAAUGCAUUCCCUAAAAGGCAGAAUACGAAAAAUGUAGCCACUAUCAGUACUUAAAUGCGUAAAUGGAAAUGCCACGCUUAAAUCAUGUUUUUAAAGCGGAAAAGUGGCCAAAAACUUUUCAAUUCACUGAAAGUGGAAGUUCCUAUUUUCGAACACAAAUGCUAAUUCAAAUUAAAUGCAAAAACCCAACCGUUUUCACGGUAAUUCCACCUCUUUGGCCACCGGAAAAUAGGAAGCAAAAAAUGUCCCACUUUAAUCGGGCUUGUGUUUGCCAAAGCUAUAUUUCCAUCUGUAUACUAUAUACAUAUAACAUAUUUUUCGGUUAAGCAUACAAGGAGGCUGUGCAGGGCCUUGCUGAAACUUUUCUAAUUAAAAUUGUGCGGCUUGUUGAAAGGUUUUCAACGGCAAAGGGAAGGCGAAGGGCGGGGAGAGGGCCGGUUUUAAUAGAAAUUACAUUAAUUAAUAUUUAAAAUAUGCUUAAAUACACAUUUCUAUGCAUUAAUUAAUACGGGCUGGCUGGCACACAUACAGCAAGUAAACAAUGAAACGUGACUGGAACUAACAACGAAUUGCGCCAAAAGCCGAUGGCGCCCCAACUCCAGGAGUAAACGGGGAUUUGGCUAAUUAAAAUACGCUUAUUUCGCCCCCUAAUUUCUUGUUUAUUUGGUUAAAUCCAGUUUUAAAUGCCGCAUGCGGAAAUCGAGAUGAGCAUGGGGCAAAGAGCAUCGGUGAUUACAAUGUUUUAUUGACUGUUUUCCCCACAUAAUUGCCACAGAUUUGGACAUUGUCCAAAUCGACUUGUUUUCCCCUCGCGACGAGACUCCCGAAUCGCUUUCCUCAGUCGCUAUUUUUGUCUCCUCAGCUUAGUUUGGAAACUUUGAUUUACGCCACCCGGUCCUAACCCACUUUUAUGGGACUUUGUGUGACCCAUUUGAACAUUUGGCUUGCAGCGGGUCCCUUGCGAGGAUGUGGCUAUGGCUGUAGAUGUGGAUGCCACAUGCAUGACAAGCACUUAUGCAAAUUAUAUAGCGUACUUAUGUGCGGGCAGAGGAUUCGACUUUAUUUGUCGGAAUUUCGAUGGGGUUUUUCAGCAGAAAAAUUAAAAUAAAACAUAAAUGUGUUACAAACUUUCACUGAGUUUAAGCGGGCUCAAGCGAAUAUUGGCCAUAAUAUUUUUGCGAGAUAAAAUAUUAAUAUUGUACACGACCAGAAAUCUUGAAUUCUAAAGUGACUCCUUAAAUGCAUGAUAUAGAAACAAAUUGGCUAAUUAACUGUUUAAAUUAUACAUCGAAUAAAUCAUCACACCCAAUUUUAUUGUUCUGCCCAUUGAUUUACACAGUUAUAUGUUUUACUUUUGAGAGAAUUUCAUACAUGCAAGCUAAUAAAUAAUAAAAAAAAACAUUUUAUAAACGCCCAAAGAAAAUAAUUCGAAAGUGUAACAUGUAAUAUUAAUAUUUACAAGCACACAGGAAAAUGAUUGGUUAAACACAAAUUGUACACAAGAUUGGAACUUGCACAUUCUGGGCAGAAAUCAAUCAAAAUAUUUGCACUCUUGAAAGAACUGUCUGCACUUAAAAGCAUAUCAGAAUUGCAAUUUCAUGAGGAGUAAAGAGCGAGCAAUGGUAAUUAAAAACCGAAAAUGUUUUUCGUCGUCUUUCUGGAAUGCCAUUAAAUAAUCAGCAUGGUUAUCAUUUUCCGUCAUUCCCACCCAAAUACAAUAAUUAAUGCUGCCACAGAGCCCGCCCAAAUUGCAAUUACCUUAUGCAUAAUUAAAUUAUAAUUCAUUAGACAUGAACCUAGGGCUCCGGACGCGUCUAAAUCACAGCACUCAAAUAUUACCAAUGCGAAAAACAUUUUCGAUUCACAAUCAAAUGGGGCUAAAUCAAUAAGCUUAAAAUGGGGUUCCACCCCAUACCAAUUUUUAGAACACGUUAUUAAAAGCAAAUUUUCGUAGGGGUCUUGACUCGACUCAUUUGGGUGAAUCCUGGCAACUCGAGAGAUGCACAGAUAAAAAUUGUAUUGUGAUUAUACAACAUUUAGACGGAGGGUUUGGGGAGAUUUCAGAGUGAAGUUGAAGGCUGAUGAUAUGGAAAUUACAAAUGCCAUUGUUUGUGCCGAAGUCAGACAAUGUGAAAUUGUUUAGAGGCGACGCGCGACAAGAAAAUCGCAGAGCAAUGGGCGGCAAAUGUUUGAAAAAUGACUUUUCUUCUGCACAGAGAAUACGCUCGGAUGAGUCUGCUAUUUUCUUGUUGCAAUGUCGCAUGAGCUUGUGAUUUCUUUGUGUGUGUAUUGCUUAUUGGAAGUGGACUUGAAGAAGUGUACGAGUAUAAUGCGAAUUCAAUUAUUUGCAAAUCGGUUUUGUUUUUCUUGUGUACAUUACA